Molecule: messenger RNA, 4862 nt
Organism: Sardina pilchardus (European sardine)
Lineage: Eukaryota; Metazoa; Chordata; Actinopteri; Clupeiformes; Clupeidae
Gene: arhgap12b
Product: Rho GTPase activating protein 12b
Exons: 20
Coding region: 286-3033 (915 amino acids)
Biological process (GO): regulation of GTPase activity; signal transduction
Cellular component (GO): cytoplasm
Molecular function (GO): protein binding
Source: RefSeq, a predicted model, not a curated record
CUCGAGAGUCCGGGUGGAAACGAGGCAGGAGCAGCCAGUGUUUUGUCCUGGGCGCGCGCUGACUCGGGAUUUCUAGACAGAGGAAAAAAGUUCAUCUGAAAAAGCUGUUCUGCCCGGAGCAGCGCUCGGUUGGGAGAGGAACGAGUCGCCUUUCGACCCGAGCCCGCUGAUGAUGCCCCCUCCCAGCCAUUAACAUCAAACACACACAUACACACACACACACACAUACACACACAUACACACACAGUACACUCUCUCACAGACACACACCCACCCACAGCAGCCAUGAAUGAGGAGGUGGUCGGGGAGGUGUACGUGGAGGUGGAGUACGACUACUCGUACGAGUGCAAGGAACGCACCAUCAGCAUCCGGCAGGGCGAACGCUACCUGCUGGUGCGGCGCACCAACGACGACUGGUGGCAGGUGCGGGCGCAGGCGGGCAGCCGAGCCUUCUACGUGCCCGCGCAGUACGUGCGGCCGGUCAAGCGGGCGCUGCUGCCGCCGCCGCCCUGCAAGCCCUCCGUGCUUCCGCUCACACACUCCCACCAGAACACACACGCGCACACGUCGUCGUCGUCGUCGGCGGCGGCGUCGUCGCUCGCUCACGGGCAGGAGAGCGGCGGGCGCGGGAAGUGGCACGUGCCCGCGGCGGACAACUCCACGCGGCCGUCGCCGACGAACACCCCCUCGCCGUCGCCCGGGCAGCUGACCCCGCCGGCCGUCGUCUCGGCCGGGCUGGACGGCAACUGGAACCAGGCGGCGGGCGGGGGAGGGACGAGACAAGGCGGCGGCAUCGGCGGCAGCAACAACAACAACCACGUCAAUCACCGCGGCAACGCCACGCUGCCCAGGGGGAGGGCCGAGUCGCCGCCGCCCAGGCAGCCGGCCGACGCCCACGGAGGAGGGUUGCCGUCGGAGACGGAGGCGGACGGCGAGUCGCCGGGGGAACGGAGCCUGAGCGUGAGCGGGAGCGGGAGCAUGCGCAACGACUCGGAGUCGGGGGACGACCUCAGCAGCUCUUCUACGGAGCACCUGCAGGCGGUGUCCCCGUCGGUGCGUUGUGAGUCUCCGGUCUACACCAACCUGCGUGAGCUGCAGGCGUCCCAGGUGUGCCUGGCCCCGCCCCCGCGCGGCUCCUCCCCCCUGCACACGCACGGCGCCUGGGAGACGCACCGGCACACCAGCGGCCGCUUCUACUACCACAACACACACACACACGCCACCACCUGGAAACCGCCGCGCAGCCGCACCGAGCCGCCCAGCAGCGCCGACAUGGAGUCGGAGGAGAACAGUCUCAGCACCUACUCCAGCCAGUCGGACAGCCAGUAUGGGUCGCCCCCUAGAGGCUGGUCAGAGGAGUUGGACGAGCACGGCCACACACUCUACGUGUGCGAGUACACCAAUGAAAAGUGGAUGAAGCAUGUGGAUGAUCAGGGACGACCGUACUACUACAGUGCAGAUGGCUCCCGCUCGGAGUGGGAGCUGCCUAAAUACUCACUCUCUCCUCCAGCCCCCUGUGAGGUGCAGAAGUCCCGCAGUCUGGAGCGGAAGCAGCCGGAGCCCAUCGUCCUCACCAAGUGGAGGCACAGCACCUACCUCCUGGAGCUCACUGAUAAGCUGUCAGUCCAAAAGAGGAGGUUCAGCACAAAUACUCUGGGCCUAUCACUGUGCAGCCAGCAAGAGAGUGGCAACGCUCCCAAACAGAAUUCUCCAGACUCGGACUCCUGUCCAUCCUCCCCAAAGCACGCAUCCUCACCCUCAGAGAAGUGUGGGGUUCUCAACGUCACCAAAAUUACGGAGAAUGGCAAGAAAGUCCGGAAGAACUGGGCCUCCACAUGGACUGUGCUGCAAGGCUCCUCUCUGCUCUUUGCAAAAGGACAAACUGGAACGAGCUGGUCUCUCUAUUCCACCAGCUCUUUCCCUGAGCUGAUCCUUUCGCUGAUAAGCAACUGGACGCGUUCAAUCAAGCCCCGCCCCGCUGUCUCCUAUGUCCAAUCAGGGCGCGUCCAAGCUGCCUCUAAGUUUGGUGGUGGUCAGUCAAAGCCGGAGUUCAGUGUGGACCUGAGAGGAGGCUCAGUGGACUGGGCCUCUAAAGACAAGUCCAGCAAGAAGCACGUCAUCGAGCUGAAGACUCGUCAGGGCACUGAGCUGCUGAUCCAGUCUGAGAUCGACAGCGUCAUCAACGACUGGUUCAGGGCACUCUGUGAGACGGUCAACACACAUGCCUGGGAGUCUGAUGAGGCCAUUGAGGAGGACAUGCCUGAGUCCCCCACUGAGAAGCAUGACAAGGAGAAGGACCACCGAGACUCCAAGAAGAACAGAGGCUCUAAGGGUUCUGUGAGUGUGGAUGCGGAACAGAAGAAGACCCGUGUCAAACUGAAGAAGUUCCUCACACGCAGACCAACGCUCCAGGCUGUCCGAGACAAGGGAUACAUCAAAGACCAAGUGUUUGGCUGCAGUCUGAGCAGCCUGUGCCAGAGGGAGAACUCCACCGUGCCCAGCUUUGUGAGGAUGUGCAUCGAUCACGUGGAGAAAACAGGGUUGAGUAUUGAUGGCUUGUACAGAGUGAGUGGGAACUUGGCAGUCAUUCAGAAGCUUCGCUUUGCCAUCAAUCAUGAUGAGACGGUGGAGCUGGAUGACAGCAAGUGGGAGGACAUCCAUGUCACCACAGGAGCUCUCAAGAUGUUUUUCCGCGAGCUUCCGGAACCCCUGUUCACCUACGCCUCCUUCAACGACUUUGUCAACGCCAUCAAGUCUCCAGACUACCAGCAGAGGGUGGGCUCAGUGAGGGAUCUCAUCAGGCAGCUGCCACGCCCCAAUCAGGACACCAUGCAGACUCUCUUUAAACACCUCAAACGAGUGAUUGAUCACGGCGAUGAGAACCGGAUGACGUCCCAGAGCGUGGCCAUCGUGUUCGGCCCCACGCUGCUGCGGCCCGAGGCCGAGUCCGGCAACAUGGCGGUCCACAUGGUCUACCAGAACCAGAUCGUGGAGCUGGUCCUCCUGGAGCAAGAGUCCAUUUUCGGCAGGUAGACCGGACCGGACAUCAACUCAGCCCAACCCACCCCUCCCACCACCAAAGACCUGGACCAUCAUCUCCCCCCCCCCUCUCCCUCUCUGUCCAUCUCGCACAAUCCAGACCAGAAGGAGGGGGAGAGACGCCAGCUUCCUGCUUCCUGCUACCUGCUUUCUACUUCCUGUUUGGAGCUUCUCAGCCAAUCCACACCAUGCACGGCCUGUGGAAACAGAGGAAGACUGUUGCUAUUAACAAGCAUUAACGAGCAUUAAUGACUGCAUCUAACGAGGCGCAGCGAUUAUGCCUCUUCGCCUGCACUUAAAACGUGUGGACCCGAUGAAUGGACAGAUUUCAUGCUGUGUGUGCGUGAGCGUGUGUGUGUGUGAGUGUGUGUGUGUGUGUGUGCGUGCAUGAGCGUGUGUGUGGUGAAGGAUAGAUCUGAAGGAGUGUGUGUGUGAAAGAGAAUGUGUGUGUGUGUGUGUGUGUGUAUUUGUGUGCUCACCUUGAAUCCAGGGCACACACAGCCAACACUGGACUCCUGUGGCCAGUACUGGUGAUACAGUAUAUAUCUAUAAGUGGGACUUUCACAAAGCAGUGAUUCAUGGGACAUGUAGUUUUUUUUCCUCUUCCUUGUGGAACUGGAAGGUGUGUUGAGCCCCAGGUGACUACAGGGCGGCUGUGGGACUGAGGCACUCACUAGUCACCAAAGGCUCACACGUAAGCAGUGUUAUUGGUGGACCUCAGCGCCAGAUCUGUACAGGGUUACACUGAUUGUGGUGUGUCUGUGUGUCUGUCUGUCAGUGUCUGUGUGUGUGUGUGUGUGUGUGUGUGUGUGUGUUUCACUUGUUACUGCACUCUCCCUUGCCUAAGAACUGCACCCCAUUCGUGUUGGGUAAUAAAUGAAGUAUGUGUGUGUGUGAGAGAAGUGUGUGUGUGUGAGAGAGAGAAAGAGAGAGUGUGUGUGUGUAUAUGUAUAUGUGUAAAGCACAGAGGUGAGUGGAACGUAACGGCUUGCUAAAAAAUUAAUGAGUGAAAUGAUUAAUGAGUAAAUAUAAGCUCUGUCAGGGACGCCAGUGUUUGUCCAGAAGUCUACGUUUGUAGUUUGAUGUGGUGCAGAGUCUACAGUGACCUCGUCCCUGUGUGUGUGUGUGUGUGUGUUUGUGUGUGUGUGUGUGUGUGUGUGUGUGGACCUAGUCUGACCCCCAACACACCCCUUCAUGCUUUGCUCCCUGGUGGGUCCCCCCCCCAUCCCCCUUUCUUUUUUCCUUUUCUUUUCUCUCCUCUCAUUUAAUUCUUCCUGGGGCUCUUCCUCUCUUCACCCUUUCCGUCUCGUACUCCAGAGGAACAGGGAAAAUACAUUUAAGCUGCUGAUUGUUCUUCUGAUGCCAUCUCUUCACUCAUUCUCUCAUUUCCCCCUCUUUGUCCUCUCCCUUUUCCACCUUUCUUUCUUUCUUUCUUUUUCCCCUCCUUUCAAGCCUGUCUCUAUCCCCCUCUCCUUUUCCUCCACUCGAACGCUGAUGAGGUGAAGCUGAUGUUUUGUGUUUGUACCUCAUUGGAAAGGAGCAUAAAGUCUAUUUGUGUGUGCGUGUCUGUGUCUGUGUGUGUGUGUGUGUGUGUGUGUGUGUGUGUGUGUGUGUGUGUGUAUGUGUCCACUAGAGAGUGAUGGGACUGUGACUGAUGGUAUUUCGGUUUCAGACUGCUGAAGAGAGAGAGUGUGAGCGUGUGUGUGUGUGCGUGUGUGUGUGUGUGUGUGUGUGUGUGCGCGUAGUGCAGUGAUGGCCUGCACUCUCUGAAUCUAACUGCUGUCUGUGACGUUGCCAUGUCUAAUUGCUAUUAAAGAAAUAAG